This is a messenger RNA of Anoplophora glabripennis (Asian longhorned beetle), 658 nucleotides long. RefSeq lists its product as uncharacterized. NCBI's taxonomy places the organism in Eukaryota, Metazoa, Arthropoda, Insecta, Coleoptera, Cerambycidae. The record is from RefSeq and is a predicted model, not a curated record. Gene Ontology annotation, molecular function: nucleic acid binding.
AAGUGGGUAGAAGUGUGUAAAAUGAAAAAUACUACGGCAUUCGAAACGGAGAAGAAACUAAGGAAAUUAAUAGCUCGCUUUGAAUUGCCUAAAACGAUUUGUUCCGAUAAUGGACCGCAGUUAACGUCAAAAUUACUUCAACAGUUUUUUUAGAAGGAACGGUAUAGAGCACGUACUAAUUCCUCCUUAUAAUCCAAGCAGCAACGGAGCGGCAGAGAUAAUGGUGAAACUAUUUAAGAAUAGAUUGACCGCGGCAGUAGAAGAUCCUAGAAACAAAGAGGUGCCUAUUUCGACAUUAAUUUCACGCUUCUUAUUAACAUAUCAAAAUACGGAACAUAGUACAACCGGAAAGGCCCCAGCUCAGUUAAUGUUAGGCAGAGAGGUCCGCACGAGAUGGAAGCUGUUGAAAGAAUCCAGGGAAGUACAGACGGAGGAUAAUCUUCCAGAAAAAGUAAGAACGCCAGUAGCCGUACAGAAAAGAAAAUACGUAGGUCGAAAAAGACAGAGUGUAGUAGGUAGCAUAGUGUAUGUGAAGGAUUAUAGAAGAGAAGAUAAGGUCACAUGGACCGAGGCGGUAGUAGAAAAACAAAUAGGAAGAUCAGUAUACCUAUGUCGUUUAAAAAACGGACAAUUGUGGAAAAGACACAUGAAUCAAAUA